UUCGAUAAACGUUUGCUCGUUCAUAGUUUCUGGUAGUCACUAGUGUGUGAUUAACUUUAUUUCUAUUAAAAAUGAGUUCGAUUGGAACUGGUUACGAUCUGUCCGCGUCUCAGUUUUCGCCCGAUGGACGCGUUUUCCAGAUCGAGUACGCAGGAAAAGCUGUGGAAAAUAGUGGCACAGUUAUUGGGCUGCGCGGCAAGGAUGGCGUAGUUCUGGCGGUUGAAAAACUAAUCACGAGCAAACUUUACGAACCAGACUGCGGUACCAGAAUAUUCACCAUCGAUACGUCCAUCGGGAUGGCAAUUAGCGGAAUGAUCACCGAUGGCAGAGCAGUGGUGGAUAUCGCUCGCGAAGAAGCCGCCAGCUACCGGCAACAGAACAAUCGUCCCAUUCCACUGAAGCAGUUAAAUGAUCGCUUGUCCAGCUAUUUCCACGCAUACACGCUAUACAGUGCCGUGCGUCCGUUCGGAGUGAGCGUCAUUCUUGCAUCGUGGUCAGAAGAGAAAGGCCCCGAAAUGUACAUGAUCGAUCCGUCCGGCGUGUCUUGCGGAUACUUCGGAUGCGCCGUUGGCAAAGCGAAACAAACCGCCAAAACCGAAAUCGAGAAACUGAAGCUGUCGGAAAUGAGCGUCAAAGACCUCGUACUUACGGCCGGUAAAAUCGUCUACCAAGUGCACGAUGAAUUGAAGGACAAAGACUUCAAACUGGAGCUUAGUUGGGUAUGUCAAGAUUCCAAGGGGGUCCACAAGACAGUCCCGGCUGAAGUAUACGCAGCAGCCAACCGCGCCGGCCAGGAAGCGGUCGAUGAAGACGAUAGUGAUAACGAAAUCUAAGUUUAGGCAUUUGUUCAUAGAAGGCGUAUUGGAAACCAGGUACGGUCUUUGUCGGAUUAAAAUGGUCUUUGUAACGAAGCGAAAGCAUAUAGCUGGAUGAAUUUAUUUGUAUAUUUAGCGCAAUUUGUAAGAUUCAUUGCAAAAUUACACAUACACCGAUGAUGCCGCGAGUGGAACGAAGCAUUGGGAACAUGAAGUGAAAGAACGCCUACAUAAAUUCUAGUUCUGAAAUGCUCAUUCUAGCGUUCUGGUUCCGGACAUGGCCGUUUUUGGUAUCACAUUUAAACACUGAAACACAGAUAAUGUUUUGUCAGCAUGUAUAGCUGUGCUAUUCUUUGUCAUUUUCAUUAUCGCAACACUUCAGGGAACAGACGACGUUUAAUGGAAUCUUGCGUCUAUCACUGUCCGAUGACUGAAGGAAACUUAUAAAGCACGGACGCCCAACAGGACAGUAGCAUCAUUUCGAAGCAAAGACACAUUUGAAAAACAGCUGGUUAAAGUGAUAAAAAGAAGAAUUACUCAGAUAACCGAUACACGACAAAAAAGCCUUUUAUACUGACCAU
Molecule: messenger RNA, 1396 nt
Organism: Anopheles nili
Lineage: Eukaryota; Metazoa; Arthropoda; Insecta; Diptera; Culicidae
Gene: Prosalpha7
Product: proteasome subunit alpha type-3
Exons: 5
Coding region: 72-833 (253 amino acids)
Biological process (GO): ubiquitin-dependent protein catabolic process
Cellular component (GO): proteasome core complex, alpha-subunit complex; nucleus; proteasome core complex
Source: RefSeq, a predicted model, not a curated record